Molecule: messenger RNA, 7221 nt
Organism: Boleophthalmus pectinirostris (great blue-spotted mudskipper)
Lineage: Eukaryota; Metazoa; Chordata; Actinopteri; Gobiiformes; Gobiidae
Gene: gpr155b
Product: G protein-coupled receptor 155b
Exons: 20
Coding region: 173-2578 (801 amino acids)
Biological process (GO): transmembrane transport
Cellular component (GO): membrane
Source: RefSeq, a predicted model, not a curated record
GGCGUUUCCUCUCCGGGCAGCUGUCAGAUUCAACCCCUUUUCAUCUGCAAAACACGGCUUUUGCCCGAGCGAAGAUGAUCCACACAGACUUGACAGCGUUUGUGCAAUGACAGCAACAUAAAUCCAAUCGACCUGCAGAUUCUCCGGCCCUGUCCAGUGUGCUCCGGUCACCAUGGAGACUGUAAACAGCUACGUAUUGAUCCAUGGGAAGAACAUCUCCCACAGCUCUUUGGGUGGGUCUGCGGCUGGACCACAGAUGUCCAUAGACAAACUGUUUCCUGCUCUCCUGGAGUGCUUCGGUAUCAUCAUGUGUGGAUACAUCGCUGGGAGGACUGACAUCAUUACAGAGACCCAAGCGAAGGGACUGGGUAACUUCGUGUCUAAGUUUGCUCUCCCGGCACUGCUCUUUAAAAACAUGGUGCUGCUGGACUUUGGGGAUGUCAUUUGGGCAUUUCUGUGGAGUGUUCUAGUAGCAAAGGUGACAGUGUUUGUGCUGGUGUGUGUGCUCACACUGAUGGUGGCCAGCCCAGAGAGCAGGUACAGCAAGGCCGGUCUCUACGCCAUCUUUGCCACUCAGAGCAACGACUUUGCUUUGGGAUACCCCAUAGUGGAGGCCCUGUACCGGAGCACAUACCCAGAGUACCUGCAGUACAUUUACCUGGUGGCCCCUGUGUCCCUCAUGAUCCUGAACCCCAUCGGCUUUGCUCUGUGUGAGAUCCAGAGGUGGAGACAGGCCAGCCACCCCGAGCGCAGCACUUUAGCCAUUGUAGCCGUUGUCAUUCUUCAGGUGUUGAAAAACCCCAUAGUGUUCAUGGUGAUAGUGGGGAUCGUGUCUCACUUUGCUCUGGGGCAGCGGAUCCCAGCUGUGCUCUCUGAGUUCAUUGAUGGACUCGCCAACUCUUUUGGAGGAGCGGCUCUGUUCUACCUCGGACUCUCUAUGGUCGGCCAGCUUAGGAAACUGACUCGGGACACUGGAGUUGCUUUGAUCCUUUUAAUUACAGCGAAACUUCUGGUGAUGCCUCUGGUGUGUAAGGACAUGGUGGAGAUCCUGGAUGUUGGAGUAAACAGCAGCAGUCCGAACCACACCAGUCUGUCUAACUUUGCCUUUCUGUACGGAGUCUUCCCCACAGCCCCCAGUGUGGCCAUCUACGCAGCCCACUACAACAUGGAGCUGGAAGUGGUGACUUCAGGCAUGGUGAUCAGCACGUUCCUGUCUGCUCCCAUCAUGUAUGUGUCGGCAUGGUUACUGACAAUCCCUCUGAUGGACCCCACCCCCCUCAUCACAGAGCUGCAGAACGUCAGCUUCAACAUCAGCAUCAUCUGUCUCCUCGCUCUGGUGUGGACCAUAGCUGUGAUGCUUCUGAGCAGGAAGUUCAACAGGCUUCCUCAUGUUUUUGCCCUGAAUCUGUUUUUGGCUCAGUUCCUGGUGUGUGUGAGUAUGAUUCUGUGGAACUUCCUGGUCAAACAGGAGGAGAACCUGGUGGGCAAAGUCAUCACCUUCACUUUGCUCUACGGCUCAUUAUACAGCACUUACAUCUGGACUGGUCUGAUCCCUCUGUGCUUGGCCCUCACAAACAGAGAUGACCUCCUGAGGCUGAGGCCAGGGGUCUUCAUGGUCCUUGGCUGGGGAGUACCCUUCCUGAUGGUGGGAUGUCUUCUGCUUGUGGGAGAAAGAACAGACUCCAUAGACUCUGCCUUCUUCUAUGGCAAAGCUCAGAUCAUCUGUAGUGCAGUUGUAUUAGCAGUCAGUCUCCUGCUGGGGGCGCUCUCUCUUAUGGGGCUGAGCCAGGGCAGCAGGGAGCAGAGCGGGUACGAAGCUUUGGGUAGAGCCGCUGUCACCGGCCUCACAGACGACCUGCAGCCCCCUGGAGGAGGGGAGGAGCCACUUCAGCAGCCACCCCUGUUGAUCAGCUCCCCCUCCGCCUUCAGCAUUAACUCAGACAUGCAGAAUGGCUCUCCACCUCAGUCCAUACCUGACAUGAUCGGCAGCACCCAAAGAGAACACAACCACCUGGAUGAUGGAGCCCAGUCGGAUGGUCCUCCUCUGUCCGAGCAGCCCCUGAAUCUGCCUCCUCCUGGUCCCCCUCCAGAUGAGAAGCAGACGCUCAGACAUGUGCUGCUCUGUCUGCUGCUCAGCGUUAGCCUAUUAGCAAACCUGUCCAGCUGUAUGUGGUGGCUGCUGAACAAAGAUCCAGGCCGACUGUAUCUGGAGCUGCAGUUCUUCUGUGCUGUGGCCAACUAUGGACAGGGUUUUCUGUCAUUUGGAAUCUUUGGCCUGGACAGACACCUCAUCAUUCUCCCAUUCAAAAAGAGGUUGCUAUCUUUAUGGCACGGUCGGGACAGCUCUGAGCUGCCCUCUGCUGGUGUCCCUGAAGAGGUGCGGCUCACGUGCACUCAGUUUGUGCGUUACCACAAAGAGCAGUGUGUGCAGGACGUAGUGCACAGGCGCAGGUUAGCGCGCCCCCCAGUGGACACGGACGGAGACGCGCCCCAGACUGACCCUCCACCCCAGCCGCCUCACACCCCCCACCCGCACCUGGAGAGCCUGUUCCGGGCAGCGACCUGGUGGAGUGGUUGAUGGAGAGGGGUUUGUGUAAGGGGAGGGGGGAGGCGCAGAUGUACGGAGGGUUUUUACAGCAGGGAGGAGUGAUAGAGCAUGAGACUGGACAGUACAGCUUUAAGGACGAAGAGACGCUUUUGUAUUAUUUCACCGAGGAAAGCCUGAGGUGGACAGAAGCAGCUCAGGAUCAGAGGUGGGUAGAGUAGCUAAAAAUUGUACUCAAGUAAGAUCAACGUUACUUCAAAAUAGUAUUAUUUAAGUAGAAGUACAAUGUAGUGGCCCAACAAAUGACUCAAGAAAGAGUAACUUCAAGAGUAACUGUCAGGACACAACGUCUGAUUUUAUAAUUUAAAGUUAAAGGUGCACUGUGUAACUUUUCUGGUAAAAGUCCAGCAUGUGGUUGUGUCCAUGGAAUGUUCCAGAAUAUGGCAUUAAACUAGCUCAUUAUUUAAAUAUAGUUGUUUUUUUUUGUUUUUUUUUACAAUAAAGCAAUACCCACUUCUCCACCAAAUCAGACCUGUAAACUGGCAUGAUUCUUGUCUCCAUGGAAAUAGAUAAGUUUAAUAUCAUACUGUAAAAAAGAGGCGAAGAAACAACAUCUCCAUGAUGACGGACUCUCCAUCCAGAAAGUUACACAGUGCACAUUUAAUCUAAUUUGAAGGACAAAACUUUAAAUAAUGCACAAAGUAUGAAAGGACAGACACAAAAAUGAGACAAACUAAAUCUGAAGGAGCACUGCAAGAAACACAAAUAGUCAAAUCUUUUCAUAUUGUCACAUAAAGCUUCUUCACUCGUAAACUUACCCACAGUCCGAAGCAUAAACAAAACUUUUACUCACGUAAGACUACUGUUACUUCAAUGAACAUUUUACUUAAGUACUAGUAAAAGUAUGCUGCUAGAAAAGUAAAAUUUUGAAUAAUGUUACUCAAGUAACAUUAUCUUUGACUGAAUACUACCCACCUCUGCUCAGGCUGCAUGAUGGAGCAAGAGGAAAAGGAAGAAUAUUGAUGUUGUUAUGUUGGGGCAUUCAGGCUCUGUUCUGUUAAAGGAGCUGUACCUGAUUUUUACAAAAAAUAUAACCGUUUAAAACUAUUUUAAAUGGUUUGCAGUGGUCACAGAGAUGAGUUUAUGAGUGCUUUUCACAACUUUCAGAGACCAGAGUUUUGCUGUCAAAGCUAAUGACAACUAGCAUGCUAAUUGAGCACCUCCUGAUUAUCAGACAGUCAAACAUGUUAUAAUAAGAUGCAGACUUAUUUUGACCUCAAGAGCUGUUUAUACAAUAUGUACUGGACCUAGACGAAUUUUGCUCAAAUACAUAGGAGAAAAAUUUGGGUACAGGGCCUUUACGAUGCUAUCAAAUCAGUUAUUUCAUAGAUAUAUACCCCUUAAAAUGAGCCAUUUUACAAGCCAAAUUAAGUUCAAGACAUUUUCAAGUCCAAAAGUUUGUAAUUUUAAUCCAUAUAGCCAGUUAAAACCCUUGAAGGAGCACUGCGUAACUUUUUUCUAUCACCUGCUUGUUUCCAUGGAGAUGUUAUUGCUUUCUAUCUAUUAUCUAUCAAUCAUAUAUUUCAUUAAAGGUGUAUAUAAUGCUAAAAUAUUACUGUGAGUGGGAUCGCUUCUCCACAGAUUUGACUUGUAACUCUGCCUAAUAACAUGAUUUAUUUUUCACUAUGGUAAUGCUAGAUGUAGUAUUUGAGGCCAUGCUUUGAAACAUUUUUUGGCAAAUCAAUAACAACUCCAUGGAAACGGGAACCCCAAAAAGUUCCACAGUGUCCCUUUAUGCUAUUUCAAUAUAGUAUCUUACUGUUCGCCAUAAGACCCUUACAAGUUGCUGCGUUUUUACAUACACUUUAUUUUGUUUAGUCUAAAUAAGAUGUAACAAUACAACCAAAAUGUGACAGAUUUUUAUUAUUUUAUUACAUAUUUUUUGUAACAACCUGGAUAAAACAGUUCUAUAUUAUAUUAUUUGUUAUAUAUUUAUCAAAGUUAAGGCCAGUGCUCACUACUUUCUCUCACAACCCAACUUCAUUCAGAUCAUGUGUUCUGAAAUUUGAAGUUUUAAUAUUAUUUUUGUAAAGUAGCUUUUUUUUUGUUUUAUUUAUUUAUUAGUAUUUGUGUCAUUUAUGUUAAAGAGGGGGUAUUAUGCAAAUUUGACUUUUUGGAACGAUCUACCAUGUUAUUGCGUUGUUCCUUCAUCAAAAACAUGCCUGAAGAAGAUUUUUUUUAUGUCAUCCAUGCAUGUUUGAGUAAUUUAGUGAUCUCUCCCCGACCCAAAAUAUACAAAAGCGGGAUACAAAACGAUACACUACAACACUCAAACCUGAUGCAAUGUGUAGUAGUUUCAUUCACGCGAUGCACACCAAUUGCAUUUGUGAUAGUGCUCUGAAGGGAGAGUGACUUAGCACGGGACCAAAGGAAGGGGACACUCAGAGCGACAAAACCAAAACUUAUUAAACAUGUCAAAACACUAAAAGGUAACAUGGUGAUCUAAAUAUGUUAUGUGUUAGCAGUUAAUACCUCCUCUUUAAGAAGAUUUUAAGUCUGCCUGCGCCAAACUGAGCCUAAAUCCUCUCAAAUUCCGUUAAUUGACAAAUAUAGUUCAUAUUUCAAGCACUACCAGAUAGUGUUUCGAGAAGCCAAAUGUUUUAUGUUUUACAACUGUUUCUAAAAUUAUUUUGCACGAAUAAAACUGCAUGAUCUGAAGCAGUUCAAAUGGCCGCUCGUCUGGCACACUUGCACUAUAACACACAUUUACUGGAAAUCUGGUCAAAAUGCAGAUACAAUUUUGCUGCUGUUACGUUUAAUGCUUAUUACUGUUGUGUAAAGCGGUUCAUUAUGAGUUCUGUUUUGGUGUAAAUAAGCACAAGUGGCCUCUGCGUAAUGGAGACCAGAGCACAGCGAUGCAUGUGCCUGAAAACUCCCAAAUAAUGUUCAAAUGUGAUGUUUGUUUUCAUGUUUACAACAGCAGGGGGCAGUAUGCUGUCUGUGUCGAUGCUUUAAAGGUGCACUGUGUAUGAGGCUGCGUUCACACCAUAGACUGUAUAUACAAAAGGACAUGGCUAACCUGCAAAAUAGAAGUGUUCAUGGGGGCGCUUCUGGCUCUGUUGUCUCUGACUUCAAUAGAUGCAUCACGAAUCUCUCACUUCCGGUCAUUGCGCAGUGCAUACUGGGAAGGAUUUUCCGAAAAAGUGAGCAUCAAAUUGCCAUGUUUGUUUUCCCAGUGGGAUGUGUCUAUUGACAAAGCCGAUCUUUUCAAGUCUUUUGAACCAUAUCGCUUUUGUUUCUGGUUCUGAUAUUGUCAUAUUUUAGUUUUGGGAUUUGGACAUCGUUAAUUGUGUUGUUGUUGGAUCCUAACAGCGGAAAAUGGCUCGAGAAAUUUGUUUGUGAACUUCAUAACUGCAAAAGGGAAUCAGAUGCGUGUGACUGCAAACCUCCGUUCAAACUGUUUCCCUUCCCAAAGGAAUUAAAAAAUAGUGGAAACCUCUGACUGCCUAAAUCAUCCCGAGUUUGCAGUGAACAUUUUGUAUGUGGAACACCAUCAAAGAAAAACCAUAAUCUCUCUCAACCUCGGUUACGAAUUUAAAAGUCAAAAGUGAAAGGCACCAGGUGUUCGCCAAGAAACACCUUUCACUGCAAAGCAACCAAGACAUAAUGUUGCUGUAAAGCCACAAGAACAAGAAAAUGCGAGCUUAGCCUGUUUGUCUUCUGCACCUCUCACUUAACAAAUGGAAUUUUGCUUUGAUGGUGCUCCACAUACAAAAUGUUCGCUGCAAACUCGGAAUGACAUAAAAUAUGACGAUAUCAGAACCAGAAACAAAAGGUUUAAAAGACUUGAAAAGCUCGGCUUUGUCAAUUGGGAAAUCAAACAUGGCUCACUUUUUCGGAAAAUCCUUCCCAGUAUGCAUUGCACAAUGACUGGAAGUCCGAAAUUCAUGAUGCCUCUAUUGACUUUACAUUGAAAAAUUAUCACCUCUCUCACUGUGAGCCUCAUCACUAUUUUGUUCAUAAAUAAAUUCUUACCAAAUCACUUCACAAUCAAGUCAUAACAGGCCUCCACACUACUGAUACUUUAUCAUCAGGCUUGGGAGUGCUUCUUGUAUGUCUAUGAUUGUCUGGAAACUCAAGAAAAAUAUGAAUAUGAGCAUUCACGGUCCACUUUAGGUGUUUGAUUUUCUAGCAUGUAACUGGGACAUGUUUAACAGCACGAAUCAGCCCACGUGUUGUAGUUGCAGCUAAGUCGGCUCUUUAUAGUUAGAUUGUGAUAAAACAAAUCUUAAAUGAAAGUCUAACUCACGUAACAGAGCUUCAGACAGAGCAGUGCCUCCAGUUAGCUUGUCACAUUGUUUUGUUUUAUAAAAUCUGAACUACCCAGUGCACCUUUUAAGCCCAGUCUUCCACCUGUGCUUUGUGUAUUCUGGCUGUGUGUGCUCAUGUGUCUGACCUGAACACUAUGCACAGAAGUCCCUUUAUUCAGCCUGUGUGAACGUGUGCAUGAUUUUGUCUUCCAUCAACUGAAGAAACUUUGCAUUUUUGUUGUAUCAUUUGUUUAUUUGGAUCAUUUUGUGAGUGUGUGUGUAUGUGUGUGUUUAUGGUGACUGGAGAUGUUGUAAGCCAAUGAGGUCCAUUACUUUGUGACCUAAAUAAAGCCACUAUACAACUGA